Messenger RNA from Racocetra fulgida, 524 nucleotides. Lineage: Eukaryota; Fungi; Glomeromycota; Glomeromycetes; Diversisporales; Gigasporaceae. The record is from the annotation of a GenBank genome assembly.
GUUUAGAUUUUGAAAUUCCAGUUUUUCUUGAUUCUUUAACUGAUUGUAUUGAAUCAAAUAAUGAGAUUGAAAUUGAAGAUAUUGACAAACAAAGGAAUACUGAACCUUUAUUGAUUCGAUAUGAGUGUGAAGGCUCAAUUCUUAUCACUAUUAAACGAUCACAUAGGCUAGUUUAUAUUCCACCUGAAAUUAAAGAAUAUAUUCAGCAAAACAAGCUCCUUACGGUUCCUCAAAUCUAUCGCAAUAUAAAAGCCUUGCGCCUUAAUGGAUAUCUUCAUAUUACACAACAACAGGUUUAUUAUUGGUGCAAAUAUUUGGGACUUAAUGAGUAUAAGAUAGCUAAAGAUCAAGUAGACGAAGCGCAUGCUAUUUGUUCUGUAAUCGAUCCCACUUGGGAACUAGAUUUGAAUAAUGAUAUGAGUGAUAAGUUUACGGCUUUUUGCCGAAAAGAUUUUCGUGAUUAUAUUAUUAAAUUGAUUAAAAUUCAUUUUUCUUUACACCCACUAAUAUCAACCGAAAACUGA